UCCUCUCUAUGGUUCAGGUAAAACUUCUGCCUUGUUCUCUUAACACUGUUAAGGUUACAAGGAAAGCAGGUCCUUGCUUCCUAAUACUCACCAAGGCUAAAACCAUGGUCGAGAAUACGUCCCCAUUAGUUCCCAAUCCUCCGAUUUUCCAAACCAGCCUCCUGUAUCUUCCAGAUUGACGAAAAUGUCCCCCACUCCACCUUCCCUAUCGAGUCUCCGUCUACUACCCUGCAACGCUUUUCUCUUUCCUUUCCGUUUCCCCAUCAAAACCCUUUCCACCACAUUCACCCGAUUCCUCUGCACUUCAUCCCUUUCCAACACUCAUCAUCAUCUUCAACCCAUGCUAAUAACAAUGACGGAUAAUGAAACCCACACCCAUCUCAAUCCAUCAAAAGCCGACGAUCCAAAACCCUUAAUUUACCCAAUUCCAUUGUCUCCCCCGUUGCCUCUGAUAUCGAAGCAAUUAGAGCUGAACAGAGCCCUCUCUGCGUCUUCUAAAUCAACCCUCUUUGUUCUCUCUAGAAGCGAUGUAGUCUUCGAAGACGAGUAUCUGAUCGUCGUCAACAAACCUCAGGGAAUUUAUUGCGAGACCGUCUUGUCUGCGAUCCCUCGUCUUCUUCAAGAUUCCCAAGUUGCAUCUGCAGGGACUGGAAUGAAAAGUCCAGAAGAAUUCCAUCUUGCAAAUCGGCUAGAUCGUGACACAAGCGGUGUAAUGGUCAUAACUAAGUCUCACAAAGUAGCAGGGAAGCUCGUGAAGGCUUUCACUGAGCACAAAGUUUCAAAGUCAUACAUAGCUCUGUGCUGUGGCUCCGAUCCAAAUUGGGAUAGGAUCAGCAUAAGGUCCGGUCAUGGAAGAUCAAAUCAUGGUGCCUGGAGAGUUUACGCCGAAUCGGAUGUGGGUCGAACGCUUCCAGGUGGAUCCAUGGUCAGGGACAUGGAAACUUCAUUCCAAGUGCUAUCAGUGAACGGGAGACACAGAUUCAAAAACCCAACAACCAAAUCAAGAACUGAUCAACAAGAAGAAUUAGGUGAAGAAGAAGAAGAAGAAAUGGUAGUUGUGGAAGAUGCUGGUGUGGACAUUGCAUCGACAGAAGAGAGUAAGAAAGAUGAGAUUUUGGUAAGAGCGAAUCCUCGAAGUGGUAGAACACACCAGAUCCGCUUGCAUUGUCAGUAUCUGGGGAUACCUAUAUGUGGAGAUGUGAAGUAUGAAGGCCCUCAUGAGUGGAAAGGGAAGACUUGGGAUGGUCAUGCCCUUCAUGCUCAGACCUUAUCUUUACAUCACCCUGUUACUGGUCUCCCUCUUGUAUUCCAGGCGCCUCUACCCUUCUGGGCCAAACCUUUUCAUUCCUAAAAUUCUUUCUUGGUUCUUUCUCCAUCUCUUUAAUUGUUAAUCUUACCUUGCAAUGAAGAGAGAAAUUUCCAAUUGAGUUUACAAAA
Messenger RNA from Macadamia integrifolia, 1437 nucleotides. Its product is annotated as RNA pseudouridine synthase 1. The record is from RefSeq and is a predicted model, not a curated record. Gene Ontology annotation, biological process: pseudouridine synthesis. Lineage: Eukaryota; Viridiplantae; Streptophyta; Magnoliopsida; Proteales; Proteaceae. Gene Ontology annotation, molecular function: pseudouridine synthase activity; RNA binding. The coding region runs from base 185 to 1351 and encodes 388 amino acids. The transcript is spliced from 2 exons.